AGUUAAAACCAUAGUAUAGUCCACUGCAAAAACAACCUGAUACUACAAAAAAAUAAGCGGGGUGUUACAGCCUCGUAUCCGUUACACCUAUUUUUCAAAAUUCAAACAAUUUUCUCUCUCUAAAACUUGUUUCUCUCUCUUCUAAUCCCAUUUCCUGCACAUUACUCCACAACUCCCCACUAAACUAAACCCAAAUACCCCACUUUCUUCCUUCUUCAUUGUUUUAUCCAAGAUUUCAAACUUCCCUUUUUCUCUCUCCUCUCAACACUCUCUCAGUAAUUGGCACUACAUUACAAUUUGAUUUAAUUCUCAUUGGCUCAGUUUCUGCCUCCUCUGUUUUCUUCCUUUAACAACCUCUAAUUCUCUCUUCAAUUACAACAUUUCCUAUUUUUCUCUCUCUUCAAAACCUUCACUUCUUCCUCUUCAAAUUUACAAAAAAGGGUUCUUUUUAAACUAAAAAUUCACCCAUCAAAUCUUUACUUCUCUGUUCACAAAAAAAUCCCCUGUUUUUUUUACUCUGUUUUCUCUAAAUGGGUGCUUCUGGAAAAUGGGUUAAAACCCUUAUUGGGUUCAAAAAACCAGACAAAGAUGAUCAUUCCCAUGAAAAAUCAGGGAAAGGGAAGAAAUGGAAGUUAUGGAGAACUCCUUCAGGAGAUUUGAAUACAUGGAAAGGUUUCAAAGGUCGUCAUAAGACAACAGCUUCAGAGGGUUCGGAUUCUCCGUGUCGAAACGAUGCGUUUAAUGCUGCUGUUGCUACUGUUGUUAGAGCUCCUCCUAAAGAUUUUCGUGUUGUUAGGAAAGAAUGGGCUGCUAUUCGUAUUCAAACUGCUUUCCGUGCUUUUUUGGCAAGAAGGGCUUUAAAGGCAUUGAAGGGAAUUGUGAGGCUGCAAGCUCUAGUUCGAGGGCGGCAGGUUCGUAAACAAGCUGCUGUGACACUGAGGUGUAUGCAGGCAUUGGUUCGGGUUCAGGCACGAGUUAGAGCUCGUCGUGUAAGGAUGUCAAUCGAAGGACAGGCUGUACAACAGUUGAUUGAUGAACGACGUACCAAGACUGAACUCUUGAAACAAGCUGAGGAAGGAUGGUGUGAUAGUAAAGGAACAUUGGAUGAAGUGAAAACAAAGUUGCAAAUGAGGCAAGAAGGAGCAUUUAAAAGAGAAAGAGCACUUGCUUAUGCUCUUGCUCAAAAGCAAUUGAGGUCAUCACCCUUUUCAGGGUUUAAAACAACCUUUUCAACCCCUUCCCUUAAGGGCUAUGAAAUCGACAAGAGUAGCUGGAGUUGGUUAGAGCGUUGGAUGGCAGCAAAACCAUGGGAAAACAGACUGAUAAUGGAAGAAGUUAAUAGUACAGUAUCUGAGGUGAAAACCCCACCUCCGAAAGCCUUUGUGAAUCCCUUUAAAGAAACUUGCCUGAAAUCUUCUGAUCUUCAGUGCCAAGUUAAGGUCAGAAAGAACAAUAUGACAACUAGAAUCUCAGCUAAACCACCCAUGAUGGCUCAAGGAACGUGGUCAUCUUCUAGCCCAAGUUCAGAAUUUCCUUAUGAUGAGAGCUCGGCUUCCUCCUCUAUGUGCACCUCAACAACUCCAAUAUCAGGGAAUGAAGAGAGUGGUGGGAAUAAUACUAAUUGUAGCAGGCCAAGUUACAUGAACCUCACUGAAUCGACGAAGGCUAAGAGGAGAACUCAAAGGGCACAAAUGCAGUCUAUGGAUGAGUUUCAGUUUGCAAAGAAACUUGCAGGGUUCUCAAAUGGAGAUUCUAAGAGUAGCGCGGGCUCUGAUCCUCCAUCUGUCAACUUCUCUAGGCCGCUUAACUUGCCUACUAGUCGAUUGGAGAAGAACUUGAUGAGGCCAAGGGAAAGAGAGAACUACUUGUACAACUGAAGUAAAGAGUUAUCUGUUAUUGCUUUCUCCUGUUUGUUAAGGCAACAGCUUGUUGUUUUUGUAAGUCUAAAAACUUGAAGAAGCAAUUUAAGCUUUUGGUGUUAUUUUGUUUCUGUGAUCGAGUUUAUCUCCUUAGUGCAGAUUGUAAUUGGAGUAUUCUUUUUGUUCUUACUUGCAAUGUUUGUAGAAAGUCAUGAAUGUUGUAAUGUAAAAUUAAGUAAUUUUGCACUUUAUUGCAGUAAAUGUAUCUGUAAUGUUUUUCAGUA
This is a messenger RNA of Chenopodium quinoa (quinoa), 2143 nucleotides long. RefSeq names its product protein IQ-DOMAIN 1-like. The record is from RefSeq and is a predicted model, not a curated record. The transcript has 5 exons. NCBI's taxonomy places the organism in Eukaryota, Viridiplantae, Streptophyta, Magnoliopsida, Caryophyllales, Amaranthaceae. Gene Ontology annotation, molecular function: protein binding. The coding region runs from base 531 to 1877 and encodes 448 amino acids.